UGGGAAAGUGGAAAGUGAUUCUGUUUGGUUAUCCCGGCCUGAUUUAUUAAAUCUCUCUCUCUUUUCGUUCUCUCAACUUAGCGCCUCCCCAACAAAAACAUCUUUCUCAGGCUAGAAUCAAUGAAACCCAAACGCAUCUGAAGCACUAAGCCCAAGAGCUCUUUGAUCCUCUUUUGACAAUCUCACGUGCUCAUGCAUUCAAUCUUAGCACUCUCGGAUGUUUAAUGUUGGUGCUUCUGCUUCGCAAAUCGUUUUUGCAUCAGUCUCGCUUUUCUCUGUUUCUCUGCUGUGACUAGUCUCCAAUCGAGUCUCUUCUUCAGCUGUUGGUUUCUCGAUUCUCUCUCUCGCAAUUCACAACUCAACAAGACCAGUGUUUGAUCUUCUUUCCUCUUAGCUCACUCGAUUCUCUUUGAGUGAUCUACUUUUAGUUGUCCCCCUUUUCCAGUCCACCUUCAAACUAAUGAUUUGCUUUUAUUGUAUAUGAUGCCGGGUUUCUUUUGUUUUCCCCCACUCGCAUUAAAGUUAUUGCUGGGCUAAGUGUUGUUCUGUAAGAUAUUAUUUUAGAGGAUUGGUAGGCUUGGCUCCUAGCAUCAUCUUCAGAUUCUAAACAGUGAAAGCCUCUGUAAAAUUGGAAGUACCAAAACUCCUUUUUAUUUUUAAAACUUGAUGUCUCUUCGAAAGCCACCACUUCCUCGGAUCCUUCUUGACAAUGUCUCCUGCAUGGACAAUGUCUCCUGCAUGAGAAAUGCCCAACAAAUCUUGCGACAUGUAAAUGUAUCUGUUCAUGAUGGAGGGGCACUUGUUCUAAGCGGUAGCAAUGGCUCAGGCAAGACCACCUUCUUACGUAUGCUGGCUGGAUUCUCGAGGCCUUCUGCAGGUCAGAUCCUCUGGAACGGUUAUGAUGUGACAGAAUCUGGAGUUUUCCACCAAUAUAAGCUUCAACUUAAUUGGCUCUCUUUGAAAGAUGCCAUCAAAGAAAAGUUUACUGUCCUUGACAAUGUUCAGUGGUUUGAGAUUCUUGAAGGCAAGCAAGGGAAUUCUAUGCCUGCUAUUGAGUUGAUGGGGCUUGGAAGAUUGGCAAAAGAGAAGGCAAGAAUGCUGUCAAUGGGCCAACGAAAGAGGCUGCAACUUGCAAGACUGUUGGCCAUUGACCGACCAAUUUGGUUACUGGAUGAGCCUUGCGCAUUAGAUGAUGAAGGGGUAAAAUUGCUCGAAUAUAUUAUUGCAGAGCAUAGAAAGAAGGGAGGGAUUGUGUUUGUUGCAACGCAUUUGCCAAUUGAGAUUGCCAUGUAUUUGAGACUGCCUCCGAGGUUCCCUAGAAGGAUGACUUUGGUAGAUAUGCUUGAUCGAGCCGAUAUCUGUGAAAUUCCAUCACCGUAGGAUAGGCUAAUUAAGUUGUUCUGGUUCAACUAGUUGAGCUUGCAUUAGUUGUAACAGAAUCGUUUGCUGCCUAGAUGUGAAGCCAUAGGAAUGAAUAAAGGAUUAAUAAA
Molecule: messenger RNA, 1490 nt
Organism: Jatropha curcas
Lineage: Eukaryota; Viridiplantae; Streptophyta; Magnoliopsida; Malpighiales; Euphorbiaceae
Source: RefSeq, a predicted model, not a curated record